AUGUCGACUCACUACCAUGAAUGUGAGAAGGCUCCAUCAAAGGAUGCGGUGCGGCAGCUGUGUGCUGACAGUUUCCCUUCUGGAGCCCCCGAGUCACGGCGGCUCGCGGAAAGCACAGCAGGGACCCUGUCUGUAUCUGCCAUCGAGGCAAAGGAGGUGAGUGUGAGAAAGUAAAGUAAUUGCAAGAUCAGUCGUCAACCAAGGAGAAAAACAGGGUGCACUGCACACAGACUGCAGCUUUAGAAUUCUAACACUGAUGCCAUUCACUCAUUCUCAUCAGCGACAAAGAAGCGUGUACAUAGUAAAGCGACCCUGGGUUCAAGAUGUGCAAAGGGUGUUGUACUGUCACCGUUUGCUACAAUAUUACUACAGAAUGCUGAUAUGAAUGUAGGCCUAAUGUAUAGAACAACCAACACGACUCACCUGCUCUACACCAGUGUCUCUAAAACCACCAGUGUUUGUCAAACCGGUCCUCUGGGAGAGGACACCAAUUGAUCCUGUUCUCUUCUCUUCCAGCUUGUCGCAGCCCUGCACACCCUUUCUCACCACAUCCUAUUCCAUAACCUGACAGCGCCCGAGCAGAUCCUUGUACUAUUCCCCAAGUCAUUCCACCCCAGCCUCAAGAACCUCAUUACCAAGAUUCUGCUUGAGCACAGGUCUGUAGCCAUCCCUCCCAUGCUUACCAAUGACCACUUUCUCAUAGUUCUACAAUGUGCAUGUCCAAUUUUGUGAACUGAAAUGGUGUCAAAUAUUUGAAAGUAUGGUUACUGAUAUGUUUUUAUUUUUUUUAGUCCCACAUGGAGAAAUGAGGCUCUGUGUAAUCAAAGUAAGCAUAUCCAGGCUCUAUUCUUUGAAAUAUCAGUUACUGAAUGACAGAAUAUUUAUUUAUGCAUUGACCUGUAUGCCAAUGUGGGUAAAUUGAGUGUGUGUGUGUGUGUGUGAGAGAGAGGUACCAACCCUGACACUGCUUAACUUUUGGUUGACUGUUCUCCAGUUUCGCUGCCCCAUCUAGUGGAGAUGGACUGGAGAGUGGACAUGAAGACAGCAUCUGACUCGGUCAGUCGCAUGGCUGUGCCCACCUGCCUGGUGCACAUGAAGGUAUGCCAAUGUGCACCAUGCACUGGUCUCAACAAACGUGUCCUCCUCACCAUAAUAUUACCAUUGACACCAUUUUCUGCACUUUGUCACUUACAUCCAGUGCUUGACUUGGGCAGGAGCAGAGUACCGGCACCUCAAAUGUUCUACUGCACCUCAUAGAAUAUUAGCACAGAAGUAUUAUUGGAUAUCCUGCACCCAAAAUGAGUACUGGCACCCAUUUCAGGGCUUGUUGAAUUUGGUCUGGGUAUAAGUGACUGUGUUGCUAUUGCAGGUGGAGGACUCCAGCUGUCUAGGGGGCAGUGGCGCUCUCUCAUCUGUCACAGUGGAGUUGAGCAAGGAGACUCUGGACACCAUGCUGGACGGCCUGGGCCGGAUCCGUGACCAAUUGUCAGUGGUGGCCGGAAAAUGAGACCUUCACCAGAAUGGCCACACCUGAGGCCUUGGGUGCAUAAUUCUCGAUACUCUAAAGUGACUUCCACUCCUCUCAUUUAUCUGCACAAAUAUGAAGACAUAGAAAUCAAUGAUGGGUGCCCAUUUUCUACUAAUCAACAUAAGUCUCUGAAAUGUAAACACUUGA
Molecule: messenger RNA, 1675 nt
Organism: Coregonus sp. 'balchen'
Lineage: Eukaryota; Metazoa; Chordata; Actinopteri; Salmoniformes; Salmonidae
Source: the annotation of a GenBank genome assembly